UUUGACGAUUCGGACAAAGUAUACGCUCUCGUCGAUGAAGCAAUAAGCCAAUACCGGUCAUUGAAGCCCAAGAUAGCCGAGCACAUGUCCGCGGACAAAACCAUCCAAGCGCUCCUCUGUCUCCACGGCACCCUUCCGAUGGUAUUCAAUGGAGCGACUUUCAACAUUCCAAUGGUAUUCUGGUUUCCGCGCCAAUUCCCCUCCCAACCACCCAUGGCGUACGUCACGCCAACGCACACGAUGGUUGUGAAGGUCAGCAAACACGUGGAUGAACGCGGUCGCAUUUAUCAUCCGUAUUUGGCCGCAUGGUCGACAGAGGAAGGCUCGACUUUGCUCGAGCUUUUCGCCAGCCUUAUUUCUGUGUUUUCCGUUGAACCGCCGGUUUAUAGUCGCCCG
Kickxella alabastrina is the source of this 396-nucleotide messenger RNA. RefSeq names its product ubiquitin E2 variant. Gene Ontology annotation, biological process: protein transport; endosome to lysosome transport; protein modification process. The record is from RefSeq and is a predicted model, not a curated record. Gene Ontology annotation, cellular component: ESCRT I complex. Gene Ontology annotation, molecular function: ubiquitin binding. The transcript has a single exon. The annotation marks the transcript as partial. NCBI's taxonomy places the organism in Eukaryota, Fungi, Kickxellomycota, Kickxellomycetes, Kickxellales, Kickxellaceae.